Messenger RNA from Esox lucius (northern pike), 2574 nucleotides. It is a transcript of the gene marchf3, whose product is annotated as RING_CH-C4HC3_MARCH2_like domain-containing protein. Bases 1068 to 2120 code for a protein of 350 amino acids. Gene Ontology annotation, molecular function: zinc ion binding; ubiquitin-protein transferase activity. The transcript is spliced from 5 exons. Gene Ontology annotation, biological process: protein ubiquitination. The record is from RefSeq and is a predicted model, not a curated record. NCBI's taxonomy places the organism in Eukaryota, Metazoa, Chordata, Actinopteri, Esociformes, Esocidae.
CCCUCAUGUCUUUGAAGUAGUGGUGGCUGUGGGUUUAUGCUAGCAGCAUUAGUAUGGACCGGGAAGCGGGUUCACUGAGUGAAAGGGACUUGGUUGAGGCUGCCUGUAACAGGAUUAUGUGGUUAUGGUGAGGUGGAGCGGCUCCCGGUGUAACUCACUGUGAACUGAAUAGGAUUUCUGUGUGUCUGGUCUGGUCAGGGCCCGGGCUACUUUCCUCUCCCCCCUCUAGUUGAGAUAAUCCUUCACUGUUUUCUUCUCAGCACACCGGCUAACCGGUCCACCUUUAGCAUACUUAAUCUACACACAAACACACACACACACACACACACAUGGAAAAACACACUGGGUUGAGCCUCAUUUUCUCCUCCAACACACUUACGCAAACACACACAGAGGAAUAGAAAGGACAGAGAUGGCAAGCCGCCCUGGAGAAUAGGGGCUCCCACUAUUUAAUAAGGGUCGGUCACACGAACAACACUGCUGCCUUGAUGACCCAUCAAUGACAUGUUAAAUCAGAUGAACUUCACGUUGGAGGAUGCAAAGGAGUUGGGAGUGUCUGGAGUUGAUUGGCUACAAAGACGUUGUUGACUUAACCAAUCAGAAGAGAAAACAUCCCAUCCCAGGAUUUGAGUGUGGGUAACAUCCUCUUCCCAGGGGGUCUGGACAUUUAGAUCAAAACAGGGGCAGAUGUAGCCUUUUACACAUGGAUAAAAGGCUAUUCAGGAAACCCUCCUUUAAAGAUGAAUCAUAGAUAAUAUGCUGUCUAUCGUCCAAUUACAGAUGAUUCACCAGGCCCUAAGCACUUGUGGAGAUCUAAGAUUACAAUAAAUAUCUAAUUGCAUACAUCGGAACAGUAACCUAAUGGUGGCACCUGUCCAAUCUUCUCACAUCUUGUGCACUGGGGUCAGGGGUUAGCGUAAGUGUACAUUAAGGAUUGGGCUAUACAUUAUAUGGCAGCUUGUUAAUCUAUUAAUCAAGCUGGAUUCUGAGGAGUGUUUCCAGGCUACCACAGCCUCUGCUUUGAUUUGUGUCAGUAGAGGCUGUUCUGAGGACUGGAUGCCAUUGUCAUGGUAAUCACCAAACCAACCCAAUCACCAGCCACACCCCCAAACCAUAACCCCUCACCACUAGCCCCACCCCAAGUCCUAACUCACAAAACCGAUCCUCUUACUACUAGCCCCUCAUCACAUAGUCCCAGAUCCAAUAUUCUCUUAGCCCCAGACUCAACCCGGCCUAAACCCAACUUGUUUAUUGGCCCAAAAAUAACAUACAUGUCAACUGUACAGAGAUUGGAUGACCUACAUGCAGGGUGGAUGUUUCUGACUGAGCCCUUGUGUUGCAGAAACCCACCCCAGUCUGAGUCAAUGCCCCCCUAUGUAGCAGCCAUGACCCCAGAGGAGACCCUGGGCCUGCAGGUGGGCAGCCCUGUAGGGGAAGGGAAGGCCUUGACGGAGGUGGGGCCAGGGGAGGAAUCUGAACCCUGUCCCCAGGAAGGGAUGGACUGCUUCUGCCACACUACCUCAAUGACUCACAGCCCCACCUCUGACAGCCUGAGCAGUGAGGAGCCGCUCUGCCGUAUCUGUCACGAGGGAGGGGGUGUCGGGGAGCUGCUCUCCCCCUGCGAGUGUGCGGGGAGUCUGGCCGCGGUUCACCGGGCCUGCCUGGAACACUGGCUCACGGCCUCCAACAGCAGCCGCUGUGAGCUCUGCCACCACCAGUACUCGCUGGAGAGACUGCCCAAGCCUCUCACUGAGUGGCUGGGAUCGCCAUCCAUGCAGCACCAGAGAUGGACGCUGUGCGGAGACAUCAUCUGCUUCCUGUUCAUCACUCCGCUCGCCAGCCUAUCAGGAUGGCUGUGUGUGCAGGGUGCCAUGGACCUCUAUUACAGUAACAGUACGGAAGCCGUGGGACUCAUCGUGCUAACUCUGGCUCUCUUCACGAUCUACUGCUUCUGGACUCUGGUGUCGCUGCGUUACCACAUCCACCUGUUCAGGACGUGGAAACGGACAGACCAGAGAGUGAGGUUACAGAUGGCCCGACCACCACCGACCCCACACACGUAUCACACACUGAAACACAGCUUCCUAAGCAAGGACACCAACAAGGAGACCGUGGUUUAGCUGGAAGGGUACUGGGUGCAGUUUACACUCCUCCUGGACACAGACUGUGGUGUAUCCAGAAUAGAUCUGGGUUUACUCUGCAAGGAGAAUGCUGUAUCUGGAUUGGAACAAGGCCGAACACAUCUAAAGGACAACGUCUUUAUGAUCAUCAAGGAUGCAAGGACAUGAGGUGCAUUUCUAUUUGAACCAGGUACCAUCUGGUAUUCUUUUUUUUUAAACAACGACUUGGCACAAGAAGACGGUGAGUAGCCUGAGGAUACUUUUCUACCAAGCAAGCUUUGGGGGACCAAACUUCUCUCUGAAGAACAUUUUUCAUAUAUUUAAUUGACAGCAUUCUUUUGGAGACUAUAUUUCAAAAGAUCAUUCUGGGACAAGAUUACAGUGAAAUUUCCCAGUUCAUGUAUGACCCUGUUAAAGUUAUAUAGAAUAGAAAAACUCUGCCUAUGUAAGUCUG